AUGUCGAGGCCCGUCUUCUUGUCCGGACACAGAGGGCACGUUUGGUGCUGCUCAUUUAACACAAACUGCGACCUCCUCGCGUCGUCGUCGUCUGACGAGACCGUUCGCGUGUGGGAUGUCUCGACGGGACGAGCAGUUGUCGUGUUUGAGGAUCACGUCGGCGUCGUGCACGCUUGCCACUUCUGCCCGCAUUCCAAUCUUCUGGCGUCGUGCUCGUGGGACAGAACAACGAGAAUAAGAGACGUCACCACUGGUCUAGCGGAAAUUGUGUUGGGUGGACACGAGUAUGGCACUGUCAACUGCCGUUUCUCACCUGACGGUCGUUUGUUGGCAACGUGUUCUUGGGACAAUGCGACGUGUCUUUGGGACUUCAGAAAUACAUCUAAACCACUCAUCUGUUCUCUGAAAGAACACCGAGCUCCUGUUGUGUCAGCCAGCUUCUCAUUAGAUUGUAGAACUCUGGCGACCAGUUCGUGGGAUCGUACUGUUAGAGUGUGGGAUAUUGCUGGAAGUGAAAGAACUCUCUCACUAGUGGGGCACACUGAUGUCGUAUGGUGUGUUGCACAUUCUUCGUGUUUUGCUAAUAUUGUUGCUUCAUGCUCUCGAGAUCGACAAGUAAUUAUUUGGGACACAGAACAAGCAAGCGAGCUUUACAGAUAUUCAGAAAUGGCAGGUGAAGUACACGGAGUGUGUUUCUCUGCUAAUGCCAGUUAUCUUGCAGCAGGUGUCGGUGAUUCCAAUGUGUACAUUCAAGACACAGAGCAUGCUGGUAAACAUUAUAUAUUACAAGGUCACAGAGGAGCUGUAUACAGUUGUUGCUUUGCGGCCGGCGAUCAAUGUCUUGCUACUGCUUCUGCUGAUAAACUAGUUGGUUUGUGGGAACUCGGCAGUUAUUUUUCUAAAGAAUCAGGUAUUGAUGGUCUUGUAGAUUCUAUGAAUUCGUUUUCAUUAUUGGAUGAUGUUUAAUUAACUACUCUGCAGUCGUGUGCUACCCAGGUUUUUCGCACUGGGUUGACAGAAAAAUGUUAUUAUGUUGAUUUGAAAUUUGUUUUGACUGUGGAAGAUGGUACAGCAACU
This is a messenger RNA of Corticium candelabrum, 1077 nucleotides long. RefSeq lists its product as uncharacterized. The transcript has 5 exons. The record is from RefSeq and is a predicted model, not a curated record. NCBI's taxonomy places the organism in Eukaryota, Metazoa, Porifera, Homoscleromorpha, Homosclerophorida, Plakinidae. Gene Ontology annotation, molecular function: protein binding. The coding region runs from base 1 to 966 and encodes 321 amino acids.